This is a messenger RNA of Trypanosoma cruzi, 1656 nucleotides long. RefSeq lists its product as uncharacterized. Gene Ontology annotation, molecular function: flavin adenine dinucleotide binding; NADP binding; N,N-dimethylaniline monooxygenase activity. The transcript has a single exon. The record is from RefSeq and is a predicted model, not a curated record. NCBI's taxonomy places the organism in Eukaryota, Euglenozoa, Kinetoplastea, Trypanosomatida, Trypanosomatidae. The coding region runs from base 1 to 1656 and encodes 551 amino acids.
AUGCUAUCCUGCGCGGUGAUUGGGUGCGGUGCUGCCGGGAUGGCGGCUUGCACGGCCUUACGUCGGAGUGGUUUGCUAGUGACAUGCUUUGAGCUGGCGGCAGACCCUGGUGGCAUAUGGAACAGCGACCCACGCAGCCCUUUUUCCUCGCGGGGACUUGUGUCACCUGUACACCCAACGAUGCGAUGUGUACUACCAAAAGACCUGAUAAGUUUUGGCGAUUUGCGUUUUGAUUACACUGUGCCGCAGUUCCCACAUCACUCUUCUGUUUGUCGCUACUUGGAGCAGUAUGCGGAGAAGAUGGGCAUCCGAGGGCUUGUGCGCUUCAACACGAAGGUGCAGUCCGUCCGUUACGAAGAACGGGAUGCCCUGUGGCGCAUUAUUACAGUUAACGUUGUGAAUGGUGACGUUUUUGAAUGGUCAUUUGAUAAGGUGUGUGUGUGCACCGGUCAAACACAGGAGCCACGAUACCCGGACGGAAUAAAGGAAUUGCUAGAGCCCUACCUGAGGGAGGGUGGUGAGCUGCAUCACGCCUCGCAUGUAAAGGAUUUUCGCCAGUUUAAAGGAAAACGUGUUGUUAUUGUGGGCGACGGCGUCACGGCAUGUGACUACUGCUGGGAGCUGUUACGUAGUGGCUCUGAUGUGUACCAGAGCAGUUGCCAAUCUCUUUACAUGCCGCAGCAACGCCAACAACAACAACAACUCGAGAACGGUGCGAACUGGUCUUCUUUGAAGAUGCAUGAAGGUGGGGCUAUGCGUGAUGCGGCAAGCGCCGCUCUGCACCUGCUUUCCUGCUCACCUGGCUGGCGUAAGGAUAUUACAAAAGGCAACCGCAUUGUUUCAAACUGGAUUAAAUUUAGGAAUAUUGCUUGCUGGGGAGGGAUGCCAGGCGUUGGACACCCUCUUCGCAGUGAGGGACGCGGCAUAUUAUUCGCAGAGCAGCCGAAGCGGAUAGUGGAUAUAAUUGCCGAGGCAAAAACACGCUCUAUGGCGCGCGAUCGGCAGGGAGGGAUCCAAAGUUCAGACGAUACCCCGGGUGAAAUCUUUGUUGAUAACAUCGAUGCGAUCAUUUGUGCCACCGGAUAUCACACACGCUACCCGUUUCUGCAUCGUGACAUGCGAAAUGUGGUGGAGGGAUCAUCGCUGCUGCAAAUUUCCAAAGGUGAAGGGGGGCAAUCACCGCCGUCGCAUGGAGAUAGUACCGGCAAAGAAAUGCACCAUCAUCGUGGACUUUAUCUGGGCACACUGUACGUUCACCGUCCUUCCAUUGCAUUUGUGGGGAUACAAAAGGAACUGUUGCCGCCUUUUAUGCUUUUCGAAGCGCAGGCGAAGUUUAUAUCUUAUGCCUUUACGCAUCGGGUGAAGCUUCCUGUUGGCGUGGAGGGUCUACUUUCGCGGCAGUCCGAGUUGAUGAAGCGUUACCCACUGCUUGAGAAUUUGUAUCAUCCUCAGGGCCUUGGGUUGUACUCGGCGUUGUAUUUCAAUGUCCUUCAGGAAGAGCUGCAGGUUGGCUCCCGCAACACAUACACCGCCAGCAUCGUGGAGCGGCGGAGUUGGAUUCUUACAACAAGUCUGCUGCGUCUUGUACACAAGCUGCGAUCCGUGGCUCCGUUGAAAAGAAAGAGGCAGCAUGUUCUUUUCAGCAACGCGAUAUAG